UCGCAGUCUCGCCAAGCUCGCCAAGAAAGUGUCCGGUUCCACGGUGUACUCCGUUGCAAGUGUCGAACUUCGCACUUGAAAUGGUACAUACUAACCCGAGCGACCGCCUGAAACCCACCUAAACUGCAAUCCAUCUCGCUAAUAAGGUACCUUAUCCAUCCAAUGCAGCUCCUCCAACUUCCUCCAGAACUGCUCCUCCACACCUUCGAGUACCUGGGAUCGGCCUUUUUCCGCGAAGAUCUCAGCCGCCUGACGAUUUCACGGCGCUGGUAUGAUUUCGCCUGGCCGACCCUGGUCCGGAAUCUCGAGUUGACUUCCAAGUCGCUUGUAAAAUUCUUGGACAACAACGCAAUCAUCCGCCACAGUCGGCCCUACAUCGCGGGAGUCAGCGUAUACCUAUAUCGUCCACUAGGGGCCCCUCCCGCCUAUGCCAUCUUUCCUAGGAGUCAAGAUGUGCAAUCCGCCUGUACCUUAGCUGCCGUCCUACACCAAUGUCCUGGUCUGAGACGCUUGAAGCUCUGCCUGGAGCCUUACUGCGUUGAUGACGACCUGAUGGUCAAACCUCUGACCGACUUUCUCUCCAUCCGCCAUAUUACCUCUUUGGAGUUCGACGUUUCCGGGUGGCCCGCAGCAUGCUCGAGAAAAAUCAAUGUUCAUCUCUGCAAAACCAUCAAUUUGCUGCUUCCGUCACUCCGUCGCCUACGCUGCCGAAUGGACUGGGUGUGCGAGAGACUGCUGAGGGCGCCGGAAGACGCCAAGACGCCCCUCCACUUGGAGGAGCUGAUCGUCAACCUGAGCAUCCCCGAGUUGUACGACAACGACUACAUUGGCUAUAUACCUAGGCACUGCACCUGGAGGCCUGGUCACGGCACUCAUAGGUCUGCAUAUAAUGCACUCAAGGCGACGAUGGAGAGCGCGGCGGCAGCGAUUGCGUCCAGACUCAAAGGCCCUCGCAUGGUGAGGGUGAUAUCGCACGUGCUUCCAAGUUAUGAUAUAUCUGCCUUUGACGCCAUCACCGGGCGCCGAAUGCGGUUGGGCUCUAGGUGCGAAGACGACUGGGAGAUAUUUUUUCAGGGCGAUGGAACGCCAGGAGGGUAG
This is a messenger RNA of Canariomyces notabilis, 1098 nucleotides long. RefSeq lists its product as uncharacterized. The record is from RefSeq and is a predicted model, not a curated record. Bases 163 to 1098 code for a protein of 311 amino acids. The transcript is spliced from 2 exons. NCBI's taxonomy places the organism in Eukaryota, Fungi, Ascomycota, Sordariomycetes, Sordariales, Chaetomiaceae.